This is a messenger RNA of Punctularia strigosozonata HHB-11173 SS5, 1323 nucleotides long. RefSeq lists its product as uncharacterized. The transcript is spliced from 3 exons. The coding region runs from base 1 to 1323 and encodes 440 amino acids. NCBI's taxonomy places the organism in Eukaryota, Fungi, Basidiomycota, Agaricomycetes, Corticiales, Punctulariaceae. The record is from RefSeq and is a predicted model, not a curated record.
AUGGCCGGGCCAUUCCCCGUUAACUUCAACAUGUCUACAGCUACGCAACCUCGCCAUGCAAACAUCGUCGAACAGUUCCGCGCCGUGCUACUGCCUCCGGCAGAUAUUAUUGUCGACGGAGAAAUCCAGGACUCUAAAGACGUUGUUCAUCAUCCUAUCCUCCUCGAGGAUGGUCAGCGUGUCGAUUUCGCUGCUGCGCGGGCCCUCAAGACCCUGCUGGCAAUUCCUGCUCGCGACGCGAAGGCUGUCAGUGCAGCCAAAGCACACUUAUCGCAGAGUGCUCUCCAGGUGACCAACCAUGCACUUCCUGCCGCGAUGAACUGGGUGAAGAACGCGUUCAACGCCCUGGUGCAAGUCUUGGACGACGAUAAGGACCAUCCGGAUGUCCUGUACAUCGUCUCCACACCCGAACUUGCCCUGAACGGCUAUCAUGACUCAAACGAGAAACGCACCAAGUGGAGUGGAUCAAACGCCAUCCCUUUUUCUCUCGCCUCCAAGAUUGUUGCGGAAGCCCAGAGGCGACUGGACGAGGCUCCAUUCUCUGCGCGCCGCAUCUUGUUCACUUUCACUUGCUGUGCCUACUUCGACGAGUUCUCACGUCUCGAGAUUCCCGUCGAAGGUGACUUGAAAUUCGCGAGUUACACCACCAUCCUUUCUCCGAACUACCGCUCCCAGGUGGUGACGAAGUUUAAGCCUAGUGAUGUCGACGGCUUCGUAUCACCCGUCCUUGGUUCCACGGGAAACAUACGCAACUCGCUUUUCGAUUACUGGAUGAAAGGGAAGGAGAAUGCCGAUGGGAUUGCAACAGACCGCCAGGACACCGUCGUCACCACGCAAUACGCCGGCAAAGGUGCCGUCAACUUGAAAAUCGGAUUCGCGAUUUGCCAAGACGUUCUCAACGACGACGCGAAUGGCGCCCACAAGGGCGCCCAGCUUAUCGUUCUGAGCGGAUCCGGAGCGCCAUUCUACCGACCUGGUAUCAAAGAUACCAUCCAUCCAUUUGUAUAUGAUGAUAUCCUCUCAUGGUCCACAUCUACCGAUCUAAAUGGUCCUCGAUGGACUACUGCGCAAUUGAACCAAGCAGGUUACUAUCGCUGGGGCGGUAACUCGAAGACCGGCCUUACCGUUGCCGAGAAGUGGAAGGACACCCCAAAAUCGAGGGAUCCCUUUGGCCUCGAUAAAUCGAUGGCUUCCUGUUUUGUAGAGGCCGGAGUGUUACACGAGCAUGCCGGUUCCCCCUCUCCAGGCCUCUUCAAGAGUGUGACCACCAACGCUGACGAAGUCCCGGUGUAUUGUCUGACCGACUUUAUCGAUUUUCAGUAG